This is a messenger RNA of Penicillium concentricum, 456 nucleotides long. RefSeq lists its product as uncharacterized. NCBI's taxonomy places the organism in Eukaryota, Fungi, Ascomycota, Eurotiomycetes, Eurotiales, Aspergillaceae. The record is from RefSeq and is a predicted model, not a curated record. Bases 1 to 456 code for a protein of 151 amino acids. The transcript is spliced from 5 exons.
AUGGUAGUAUUUACAACCGACAAAUUCGUUGUCACGGAAAGUUACGAUUCUCUAUGGGCUCGGCGGAAUAGGAAAGACCUGAGUGGCAAGGAUCGGGAUACGCUCUUACGAUCGUUAAGCUUUGCCCUGAAUCGAGUACUAGGACAGCCCGUGGAAAGCGGGGCGACCGAUGAUAGAAAAGUAGAGCAACGAGCCAAGUAUAUGCUACGGUGGCUAUCGUUAGAGGGGUUGACUAAGCUAGGAGAGCCUUUCCCGUCUAGCAAAGCAGCGGUUUAUCAGCCAAGAACACUACAAGAAAGCUUAAAGGCGACUCAGAUCAUACUAACAAAAGUAGAUAUAUUUGCUCUUACGGGUUAUCUAGAUGGAUUGCCUCUAGCUAUUAUCCUCGCUAGGGCUUUCAUACGUGAGACUGGAACUAGUAUUACCGAGUACUUGAAGUUUUACCGAGAAACUUAG